AUGGGCGUGCUAUCGGGCAGAGGCGCAACGACGGGACGUCCGGUGCCUGAGACGAGGGUGGUGCCUGGAGGCGGCAAGCUACCCGUAGCGGUGGCGAGGAUCAGGGCGCGGGCGCCUGAAAACGACCCCCAGCGGGGUUGGGUCUGGAGUGCCUCCACUAAGCAGGUCGGCCCCAGUGCUUCCAUUCGGGCUUCCAGCAGUCGCGGCAGCGGGCCUGAAGCCAACCCUGGAACCCGUAGAGUCGUGCGAUUCCCUUCAUGGGCCCCGUCUUUGCCCGCCAAUGCUCCGUCCACUUACACAAGACACACUCCCUCCCCUCUUCCGCACUGCGGCGACAGCGUCAUCGCCUCGACGCCAGGAAUCGUCACACGAGUUCAGAUCCAAGACAUCCCACUGCUACUACGCUCACUACAGAUCUUUAGCAGCCAUUGCCGCGCGCCGUGCCUCUUGCAUCUCCGGGGCCAUGACGUCGCGCGCAGAGAGACGAAGGGCCUUGCAGAAACCCGCCUGCAGCGUUAA
Messenger RNA from Purpureocillium lilacinum, 519 nucleotides. NCBI's taxonomy places the organism in Eukaryota, Fungi, Ascomycota, Sordariomycetes, Hypocreales, Ophiocordycipitaceae. The record is from RefSeq and is a predicted model, not a curated record.